UAGGUCUUGUUUGAUAACAUUGCUCAAUACGCAUUCAUCAAUCAUCACUUGCACAAGAACACUACACACUACACUACCCGCUUCUGUUCAUCUAAUCUGAAUCAUGAUCUCUCUGUUGCUUCGUUUCAUCUCCUCAUAUCUACAAACUCUCCCUCAUUGUCUGGUCCUCUUCCUGCUCCAAACUGAACCGCAAAAUUUUUGUUUUUUUCACUGACAUUGUCCCUCUGUUGCGUUCACUGCGCACCGCGUGUUUGAUUAUUUGCCCAAGUAAAUGAUAGAGAACAUACGGUAUGGUGGAAUAUGUGCCUGCCUUUUGGUUUGUUUUGCGCAUGCACCUCGUUGUCAGGGUUUCGAGAUAUUGGUCUCCAAUAGAAGUUUUGGAUAUGUUUGCGAGGUCAGGAUUUGUCUUGCGAGGCUGAAAUUGAGUAAUUUUGAAUGUUGUUAAUGUGUUAUUCCCUAUUUGGAAAUUGGAAGCAUGUGACAAGUUAGUGAACUUCUAAAUUAGUUUGAAUAGUAUGAAAGAGUAGCUACAGUGAAUGUUGAGGCUGAGCUUGAAUAGCUCUGGACUGGAGCUCCAGUUCCCAGUUUAGCCUUCAUUGGUAGCAGAUUGAAGGUUGUUGCCUCAAGGCUUCCGAACAGCACGAUUUUUCCUCUGGAAGUUUCAAAAUUGUUGCUUGAGAGAUGGAGGGGUUUGCUUAUCAUUGUCAUGAGUUGAAAAGUGAAGUCCCUUUUGAUCAUGAACUCAUGAUGAUGGUAUUUCAGAUACAGGGUGCGAUUUGUUUCCAUUUUCCAGUCAAUCCUAUACUCCUUAGGCUAUUGUAAUCUUCUGCUAAUAAGGAGGAAUUAUUAUUGGGUUCUGAAAACAUGUUGAAACAAGCAAUUGGCAGAAUCUUCAGAACCGGUGUUUAUGCUUGUGAAGGAAAUAGAGUUUUGCCUUGGAUUUAUGUGCCUUCGAGCUUUUUCCACCAUGGACAAGCGCACAUGGCACCUAGAAGCUUUUUUGGGGUAGAGGAUUUCCUUGAUGAUGACAAUAGCCGACCUUACACAUACCAAAAAGGGAAGAAGUCAAAGAAUCCAAAUAAGCACAUAUCAUUCAAACAAAGAACAAUUGCCUACAUGGAACCUUUUACACUUGAUGUGUUUAUCUCAAAGCGCUUUGUAUCGGCUUCACUCACUCAUAGGGUAACAAGCAAACAGGUUGCAGUUGCCGGGACCAACUCCAAGGACAUAAAAGCUGUUCUUAGGUCUCGUUCAGACAUACCAGCAUGCAUAGCAAUUGGUAGGAUUUUAGCUGAAAGAGCAAAAGAAGCUGAUGUUUACACUGGUUCUUAUACUCCAAGGGACAGGGACAAGUUUGAAGGGAAAAUCAGAGCUUUAGUUCAAUCACUUAUUGAUAAUGGGAUUGAUAUCAAGGUUUAUCUUGAUUGAGUUUAGUCACUCAAGUUUGUGGGACUAUCAGUUAAGGUGUUGAUAUUUUGGUUGAAGCAGUAGGCCCCUUGUGUGUUUGAACAUGUCCAUUUAGUUUGGUUUUGAUGAUAAUGGGAAUAUCAUUAUUCGAAUUACAGAUUUGGUAAUUUAGUUUUAUGAAUGAGUUAUGUUGUCGUAA
This is a messenger RNA of Glycine soja, 1606 nucleotides long. Its product is annotated as 50S ribosomal protein L18-like. Gene Ontology annotation, molecular function: 5S rRNA binding; structural constituent of ribosome. The transcript is spliced from 5 exons. Gene Ontology annotation, cellular component: ribosome. Gene Ontology annotation, biological process: translation. The record is from RefSeq and is a predicted model, not a curated record. Lineage: Eukaryota; Viridiplantae; Streptophyta; Magnoliopsida; Fabales; Fabaceae. Bases 865 to 1428 code for a protein of 187 amino acids.